This is a messenger RNA of Porites lobata, 27717 nucleotides long. The record is from the annotation of a GenBank genome assembly. Lineage: Eukaryota; Metazoa; Cnidaria; Anthozoa; Scleractinia; Poritidae.
AUCCAAGAUGGCGGCCGAUGGCCGGACUGGCGUUCGCCUGUCGGUUGCUUCACAGUUCUUCAAUAACGCAGAUGUUGACACUCUUGUCGCUUCAGGAGAGUAUUCUGCUGAAGAUUCAACGUCAGAGAAGGUGAGUUGCUGAAAGAGCAAGGCGCCAAGAAAUUUUUGGAAUUAAUUUCUUGCACGGCACGUGCGUAUGGAAACAGCGCUCUUACAGCAUGGUACACUUCAGUGUUCUAACUUGUCUGAAACAUCAAGCCUGAGUUAUUUAUCAAAGGAAAAAUAUUUUUUUUAAAAAAUUGCCAGACGUAAAAUGAUAUGUCUUCCGUGUUUGAAACAACGUAGUAGUAAGCUCAGAGGAAACAAAAUACCCAUCAUUUUGAAAUCGGGCUUACAAUCACAUAGCUUUAAUUAAAACAUGUACUUUAUUUAUUCAGGUGAUUGACUUACUUAAUCAAGCCCAACUUGAAAAGGAAAAUAAAUUGAAUUGCUUGAAACAGGUAUGACUUAACCUUGUGUGUUUUACUUCUAAAGAAAUAAACAUGCAUUGUCAGACAAUGUCAUUAAGGAUUACUGUACUGCCAGAUCAAAAAAAUAUGAGUGUUUGUGUCUUUAUUAUUUGUUUAUUUUGAUUUUUCGUUAAAUUCAAAGGUUUUAAUAGUAGCCCUUAAUAAACAUGUUACAUCAGAUGAGCAAAUUUUGGCUGGUGCUCAAAUUACCAAAUAGAAGAAAAAAUAAUGUUCACUUGCCAAAAAUCGGCCUGUUAAAGCAAAUUGGUGGCGGGAGAUAUAAGCAUUUUUAUGUGAAUCUUGUUAUUCUCCAAUGACUCCUUGUUAUAAAUCCUUCUAAAACAGGCCUUGAUUGUAAAUGUAAAGGUGCUUAUACCCUGUCUUUCCCCACUAAUUUUGCACUAAAAUGCUGAUAUUUUGCAAGUUGCAAGGGUUUUUUUAUCUUGCUCUUUAUGAAUGUGCCAUUUAAUCCCUAGCCUACAAAUACAGCCAUUUCUCCUAGCUCCUCACUGCCAGGGACAUUUCGCCAGAAGAACCUCUGUGAAUCAGCGACAGAAAUUCCAUACUGUUGAUGUAAAUCAAUGUGUACAUAAUACAUUUGCCAGUUAUGGGGUUCCAAAUGUAAAAUCUGUUUGAUUUUAUGUUUCUCCUGGUCAAUUAUGGUAAAGUUUUGUGAACUUUUGCAAAGGAGCUCCAGCAAAACUCAGAUGCUUUUUCUAAAGAAUAAUAUAUUUUAGGAAUAUUGACUGAUUUGUAGUAGAUUCAUUACGUUUACAUUUGACCUUUGUGGCCUUUUGUCUUUUUUCUGUCAUUCGUGAACAAUAUGUAAAACAAUUUAACCACUAUGUCAAUCAAUCAGAGCCCCUGACCAGACUCCAGACGGAUUUUAGGUCAUCAGUAUGGAAUUUCUGUCACCGAGUCUCAGACAUUCCUCCUGACAAAGUUUCCUUAGCAGUGAAAUGCAAGGAGAAACAGCUGUAUUUGCUGGCUAUUUAAUCCCAUUAUUUCACAAAUUUGAAUUUUUGUGAUGUCCAUUUCUGUAACCAAUACCACUUCUUUUUAGAAUGUUUUUGUGACUGUUCAUGUAAAGCUGGAUGUGCAUAAUAACCAUAACCUUUGUUACAUUGAUUGUUCCCCAGAUACAUGUAUUUGAUCAACUCCCUUAUCACAGUCUAACAACACAAUAAUUCACCACUGUUCAGGACUAAGUUCUCAUUACUAAAUUCUCCCCUGCAGGUUCAAGAGUUUAUUGUGAAUAAAGAUCCUACACUGCUGGAUAAUUUUCUAGAUGUAAGUAUGUUAAGUAAUUUAUUAUUGGUCUAUCUCCCUGUAAUAAUGUACAGCUGUAGCGUGCACAGAUUCUGUUAUAACAGGCAAGGUCAAUUCAAAGCUUCUGUUUCCCUAACAAUGGCGACAAUAAUACUUUGGAUCAAAACCCACCAAUCAUGAGUGCAUAAUUAUCAUGAUACACUGUCACUAGCAAACAUGGUGGCACAAUGUACUGAUUAUAGUCCCACUAAGUAAAAUUUACUGAGUGGGACUAUUAUUAGUACCACCGGAUGGUACAUGUACCGGUAUACAUACAUGGUGUUGAACAUUUAAUGAAGACCUGCAUUAUGCGGUGAAAAUCAUGUCACUAUCAACUGAUCAAUUGACUAUCAUGAGACAAAUGAUAUGUAAGUGGACGUCCCUUUUUAAUAAUAUUAUCUUUCAUGACAUCCUCAUUCAAUUUGUUGAUUGUCCCAUUCCAGGAAAUACUAGUGUUUCAGCAGGACAGAUCAGCAGAUGUGCGUCGAUUUGUUGUUGGAUUCAUUGAGGAAGCAUGGUAAAUUAAUGAUAUGAUACAUGCAAUAAAUUGUUGACAGUUCAUAUACCACUGAACAACAUGUCAGGAUAGGAAAUCCACUUGUCCAGUGGGCAAGUGAAUUUCAGUUUUCACUUGCCCCCACUUAAAAUAUUAUUGCCUGAAGAGAACACAAUGCCUUAUUAUAUAUACUGGAGUUCUAAUAUAAGUCGCUGUCUAUAUUAUAAGUUAUUGAUUAUAACAAGGUAGGUAAGACCUAAACUACACUAUAGUACUUUUAAUGCUGUGCCAGAUACAGAGUAACUACUGGAAGAAGAGUAACACAAGCUGCAAGCAAAUUUGCUCUUGGAUUUUGAUUUAAAUUAAUUCAUGCUUUCAAUUCAUUGUGUUACUCAUCUUGAAGUCUUCAGGUUUGAGAUAGUUUGUCUGGAAAAAAUCAUUUACAGUGUACCAAGCUGACACUUGCAGACAGGCUCACACGACCACUGAGGCUAAUUUCACCUGCCCACUGGGCCACCAAACUUCUAUUUUUACUUGCCCAAGAUCAACAUUUAUUUGCCCAGCGCAGUGGAACCUGGGUUUUUUCCUGCCCUGUAUGUUAACAGUCUUUUUUGAGUUUUAUAAUUGCAUUAUAAGUAAGUGCGGCCAAUUCUCAUUACACAUGAAAAAUACUGAAGUAUUAUGCUACAGGUUAAGAUUUUCACAUGAAUUUGUGACACAGCAUUGUUUGUUGCUGAUUAUCAGAGAUUCUGAGUGAAAUGAACAAAUAAUGUUACUUGGUAAAAGAGCAAGGAUGCUCUAGAGAGCCUCUAUUCUCUAAAGAGGAACAAGCCUUGGUCACGACUGUUCUCUUUUCAUUUAACAGUUUUAUUGGUAUAUCUUUUACUUUUUUCCAAACCUUCAGCAAGAAAGAUAUCGAACUGCUGAGUAAAGUGCAAAAUACUUUGGCAUUUAUGCUGAACGAUGACAAUGUCGCAGUGCAGAAACGAGUCAUGCUGUGUGUUACACAGCUCUACAAGUUUGCUUUACAGGUUAGUACAUGUAGAUUAUAGCCAUUGCUAGUUGAAUGUUAAACCGCUAGAUUCUCCUUCAAAUCAGCUUUUGUUUGCUGGUGAAAAACUGGAGAAUUUGGCAUGAGAUCAUCAGUCACAUUUUGAUUGCUAGUUUUGCUGAAAAAAAUGCAACAAUCACACAAUCCUUCCAGCGACAAUAGCUGAAAUACACCUAAAUUCUAUUCCCAGGUAGGCACUGUUCUUAGGUACAGCUAUACACAUGUAUGUAGUAAAUAAUAGCUCAAGACAAAUAACAUUGUUUGUGAAAUCACCCCCUAAGUAAAUGUAGAAGGUCAUGUACAUGUAAGUUAACUUCUAAAUACUUUACAACACAAGGGUGUUCACUGUACAAGCAUUAAUGAAAAUGCAGCAAAUGUUUCCAUACAUAUGUGCAUUAAUAUACUGUACACCUGUCUAAUGCAAUGCAAAUUACAGCUGUACAAUAUUACAGGGCGUUACCAAUCGAUGAAACCGAUGAUCGGAAAAUCAAUCGAUCAAUCGAUGACAAUCGAUGCCAAUUAAUCGAUUGAUAUCGAUAAUCGAUGAACAAUCGAUGCUCGGGUUUUAUGUGAUUAUCGAUUUCAUCGAUUAUCAAUUCUUAUCGAUUAUCAAUGCCAAUCGAUCAGUUAAUUGUCAUCGAUUGGUUUUCAUUUUUUAUGCGUUUUAUUUUCAGUCAAGAUUUCCAAAAACACGGUCUCUUUAUGCAUUUUAAUGAUGAAAACUGCGAUAAAACUUUAAUUUUUUCACAUCGGUGAUUGAUACAUCGUGGAGAACAUGGGGAUACGAUUUUAUGACAAUAUCAAUUUUCAAUUAGUCAUCAAAUUGAUGAAUUGUGAUGAAACUGUGGCAAAGAAUAACCAAUAUACACCAGGGCAAUUAAGCCUGCAGUGAACAAAAUUCAUUUUUUGCCCAGUUUACUUUGUGCACCUUUGUUGUGACAAACAAGUAAUAAAGUGAUUGCUGAAGUCUAUCCACGUUGUUUCUGGUUUAUUUUAUUACAGUUCAGUAUAAUUACAUCACCCACCAUUCAGAGCUGACUCGUCCCCAGGCGUCUCUCCAUCGCCAGACUAAGAGACGGUAGGGAAAGAUGUCAGCAUUCUCGCAGUUCGUCUAGAUAUCUUUAAACACAGAACACUACACUUAAUUAUUCUCAGAAAUUUUACACGGAUAAAUCAGAUAAUAAUAAUUUCAUCUUGCACGGCGUGUGGACAGGACCUGUUGGAAAAAUAGGAAAUAGUCGAAAUAUAAAAUUCCUAAAAAUUCAUAUCAACCAGAUAUCAACAGUAUAAAGGACAGCGAAAGGAACAGCUAAGCGAAAAGGUGUGUUGUUGACUUGCGUUUCUUCAAAACACUGUUUCAAAGCGUGUUUCUGUUGUUGAUUUUUGAAACCAUGCAACAGCAUACAAACAAUCCGGUGAACGAAUUCAAAUGUCAAACAUUUGUGCGUAUCAUGAAAAGUGCGAUACGCACAGGCUGGAACAUGUGGGAUACCGAGAUUUUUUCAACGCCAAUCGAUGACAAUCGAUGAGUUGCGACCAUUUUGUGUGAUUAUCGAUUGGUCAUUGAUUGGCGAUGCCAAUCGAUGCCAAUUAACUCAACAAGGCAUCGAUUGUCAUCGAUUGAUCGAUUGAUUUUCCGAUCAUCGGUUUCAUCGAUUGGUAACGCCCUGAAUAUUAUGUUGUUUCAAUAUAGCUUUACAAUUGUACUUAAAUUUUCUUAAGAAUUGAACAUGUGAAAUUGUUCUAUUCUGUCUUCAGUACAUUUGCAAACAUAAGGCAGUAUCAGAAGAAGUGGAACACAUGUGGGAGGUGAGAAAACGUUAAAACUAAAGUGCUCAUGGAACAAUUUGGUUUCAGUGAAAACACUAAUUCAACCUUUCAAUUUCUAGUUAAAUUAUUAUUCCAGUUGCUGGGAUAAUUAAAUCAAUCCUGCCUUUCAUAUUUCCCAACUUUUGUGUCACUUCAUUUUUUUAAAUGUGACAUAUUGCAAGUACCUCAGACUACCACACUUUACAAGUUACUCCACUCACUGAGGGAAAUUCUUGCCUAUUAACCAUUCCAACAACUGGGCUGUGAUAUCCUACAGGCCAAUUCUGUAAAUGGAAUGUAAUUAGCAUGUGUUAGUAUGCAGCUACUUUUGGCCAUGGGACCUGCAGCUCUCUUGUUACAUUCACUUUAUAAUUUCAUUUAAUAAUAAUUACAUCAAGAUUUAUCUAUUCAGUUGUUAUUUAUUCUUGUAUUUCUCUUGUUUACAGCUCCUUAUUCAGAUCAAAGAACAGAUCAUUGAUAUGUUGGAGUCUGAAAAUGAUGGGUAAGUUUCUUUGCUUGAUGUAAAAGAAUUAAUUGACUUAACAUGUUCUGACUGCAAUGCAGUUUUCUUUGUGUAAUACUGAAAACUUAGUGAAUGGCACUUGAAACCUUUGCAAACCAACACAAGAAAAUCUUCAGCACUUGUUACUAACUACAUGUAGUUAGGACAAAAAUUGUUAGUAAUUUAUGUACCAGAGUGGCAUGAUUCUAAUAACUAUUUUAAACUUUGUAUGAACCAGCAAUUUGUACUGCAUACCCUGACUACGUCCCACAAUUUUAUGGCAUAACAUGCAAGAAGUAAAUACACUCAACUUCCUUUAUAGCAGACAUUGUAGGCACCUUGAAUUAGUGUCCUCAUGAUUGAGAGUCUGUAAUAGCGGGAGUUUAUUUCAGUCAAACAUUUUGCCUGGGAUUUAGCUGCUGUCUGUAUUAUCAGGGUGUCCGUUAUAGCAGGGUGUCCGCAAGGCAAGAGUUGAGUGUAAUGUACAUGUUGUAUUCUAAUCCUUAAUGACAUUUUUGAAGUUUCUGUCCAAGAGGUUAACAGUUCUUGAAGCUCAUAAAACAAUACCACAUCACAUCACAUAACAUAACACCUCUAAAUUGGCAAUUCAAACCCUCAAAGUAUUGGGUCCCUUAAUCUGCUUUAAAAAAAGACAAAUUGUACACUGUAGCAUUAUAGUUUCUGUAAUAAGAUACCUCUGCCAGCUAGAAGCUAAGUUUUGGUAGGUUUGGCAAUGACCAACAUCUCUGUCUUCUGAAUGUUGUUGUUUUAGAAUCAGAACUCAUGCAAUAAAGUUUAUCGAGAUGCUAGUGUUGGUACAGUCACUUAAGUCUCAGGUAAUAAUACUACUUUUACGUAGUUAGUUAGAACUAUCUUGUAAAUCACCUUAAUGGACUUUGGCUUGUUUCAGGAUAUCUAUAAUGCAAAUUCUUAUGAAGCCAUGGUACAUGUAUUCUUUUACAUGUACAAUGUACUACUUUAAUGUCAGAUAUUUCAUUCACAAAUCCUAAGUCAACCUUUAGAUAUCCUUCUCUUAGAGCUCUUUGAAGAGUUAAAUGAUGUAAAUUUUCAGCAAUCUAGUUUUGUUCAGUCUCUUUCGUUGCUGCCAGCGUAAUGGUAGUCAAUACAUUUCUUUAUGAAUUUUAGGAUUCUGAGUCUCUUAAGAAAGGUGAAGCAGACAUCUCAUUGGAAAUAGUUCCCAGGAAUCACCCACUCAUUAAGAUGACUGAACUCAGAGAAGAAGGAGGAUCCAUGUUAGAAACCCUGCUUACACUUAUUGCUUCCCACACCAUUUCCAGGUUGGUAAACUGGUGUUGCCACAGUCAUGGUCUGUUUACCCCAACAAAUCAAAACAUUUCCCUUAACCUUAUAAAGUUGUUUGUUAUCAACAGAAAACGACGAAACAAAUAAAAAAUUAAUGUGAAUUUAUUGUUGUUUGUAUCUUCUUAGUGUCAACCUGAUGGCUGCUCUUGGAUCCUUGUCUGCUAUUGCUCGUCAAAGACCUGCCUUUAUGGCAAUUGUCGUCCAAGCAUUUGAAUCUUUGCAUGGUAUUGUUAGACUAAGCUAUAACUACAGUGAAUGUGUGGCAGGCAAAAUGUUGUCCUCUAAAUUAACCCUUCAGUCUUAAGAGUGACUGACAUGAUUCUCCCAACAUCAACAUUACAUUAUCAAGAGAAACGUUUAUGAGAAUUACUGAAAUGAUCACCAAUUGGAAAAUGCUAUCAUCUUUUUCUCAAAUUCUUUCAACCUACAGCUGUAUUUUUUAAGGAGAUAGAAGAAAAUUUGUGUGAAGAAUUUAUACCUGGAUAUAGGUCCUCAGAGCAUUAAGGAUUGUGUUACAACAAAAUACAAUACAUGUAUUUUUCACAUAAUAUUUUGUAAGGUUAUCAUUGAUCUUUUUUGUGUCCUGUACUAACAGUCUUCUUAGUGAUGUAUCUUAUUUAUUACUCUGUGAUUUGCAGCUAAUCUUCCCACUUCACUGAGCAAAUCUCAAGUUAGCAGUGUUAGAAAAAAUCUUAAGGUAUUGUAAAGUUAAUGAUUUAUAGCUUAAAUGUAAGCUGUAUACUGCACAAAAACCUCUUACGUCAAGAAAAUACAUUCUGCAAAGAAAUCAUGAGAACGAAUUCUUGGAACUAGUCUCCCACACUAUCCACAACAUUCAUGAAGAUGUAUUCAUGCAAACCUGUUCGUCCCCAUCCAAGAAAUUAUUCAAGUAUUCUUUCUUCUUGUUUCUCUUGUCUUUCCAGCUUCAUCUAAUGAGCUUGUUGAAACAUCCUUCUUCAGGUAAUUAAGCACUGAAUAAUAAGCUAAAGGAGCUUUCCUUUACUCUUCUUUAUUCUAGUAAUGGCAACAGUUUGGUUGUAGUUGAACGAGCAAAAAACCUUUGCUUGUCCAUUAAUCAACUUUCAAUGAAGAGGCCCUGUCCUGGGGGGUUUUUCCUAACUUUCAGCCACAACACAAUACUGUUGACACCUUGGAUGCAGAUGAAAACACCAAAAUCAAAUUCUCUCACAAGGAAAGAUUGAUUUAUACACUACUGUUUUUUGUGGCCUGUAAUUACAGCUUCCGCUCAAUAUUUUGCACCAGAAGGGAAAAAAAUCCCUUUCACUGGGAGUGAGGUGCCUGAAGUUUAUUCAUCAUCUUCCUGGUUAUUUUGUUUCCCUUUGGAAAUGUUGCUUCUUCUACAUUUCCUGAAGACUUAACAUGGAAAAGUGUCUUUUCGUUUUGGCUCGUUUUCCACGUUUUGGUUAUUCUGAUCAUUUUGUUUUGUUUUUCAGUGGAGUUUCUUCCUCAAAUCACAACACUUCUAACAGAUCUUGGAGCAUCACAGGCUGAGGUCAGUUGAAAAAAUAAGGAUCAUUUUAAUCACAAAAUCCCUUUAAUACUUUACAUGCACAUGUGAAUGUACUGCCAUCUUUGAAACGCACGCAGCUAUUGUGGUCAGCAAACGUCUAAAUUACAUUUAGCAAAAUUAAAAAAUGGCUGAAGCUUUACAAGUAGUAUCGUUGGAUGGCCUUUUUGCUUGUACAGUGUACAGCCACGCACGCCAUAGUUUAAUAUCCUUUGCUGCAGAUACCGUUUUCCUUCUUUACCUCGCUGUAUAUUCAGGUGACAAAGAAAAUCAUUUUUACAGCUUGCCAUUCGGGCAAGCUGAAGAAAGCAUUUACUAGCGCAAACGUCAUUUCAACUAGCCCCAAAAGCUUUCUGACGAGCAGAAUUGAUUUCACAGUUCUUCCUCAGUUUGAAUUCCUCAAAAAUCAUUACUUGCCCGUCGGGCAAGUUAAGAACAGAAUUCACUAGCCCGAUAGCAAAGUCCACUAGUCCCGGGCUAUCGGACUCCACUUUCUUUGCACGCUGAUAUUGUAAACAGGUAGCGAUUUACCUCAUACAGAUGCGUUGAAUUGUCAAAAUUUUUCUCAUCCUAGAGGUUCCAAAUUUUGCACUCACAGAAUUGUUAAAUUGUCAAAGUCGUUCUUACUCCAGAGGUUCAAAAGUUUUGCACGCAUACUUUGAGGUCUUUUCUUGUUACAAAAAUUUGCCAUUUUAACUUAAUACAUGUAAUUGUUUAUCUAUAAUUUCUUUACUAUCACAGUUACAAAGGAACAUGCCAAAACCCAGUGCAGAGAAACGGAGGUAGGUUACUUAUGAAUUAGUUAAUAGCUUAAACAUACGUGAGUCAUAAUACAGUCAACUCGCUCUAAGACGGACACCUUUGGGACCGGCAGUAAGUGUCCGUCUCAGAGAGAUGUCUGUCUUAUAGAGAGUCAACUAAAGGGAGUAAAGAAAGCAGGGACCAACUCUAGGUGUCCGUUUUACAGAGGUGUCCAUCUUAUAGAGGUGUCCGUUAAGAGAGAGUCGACUGUAUAAGGAAAGUAAAUAUUAACAUCCUUGUCCACGUUAGUUUUGUAGUUAAUAGGACUGUUGUCAACAGUAACUGAGGUUUGUAAGACCUAAGUCAAUAUAAUAGUGUAUGGUCAGAAAGACUCUAGGACGGUAUUGUCUGAUUUGUCAAUUUAGCUCAAAUUUAUUUGGUUGACUUCCUGGUGAAAGUAAAUUAAAUAAUGGCAUUGUUUUAAGGUGGAAAAUCAACCAAGCCCUGGGCUUAUGAUCUUCAUCAUGCAAAAACAGUUCAUUCCGCGUCAUUUCGUCCUCAAACGGAACAUUUAUAAUUAGAAAUCAUACAGUCAUGUACGAAGUCCCUGCAUGAGAAAGUGCAACCCUAAAACGCUAUUUCUAUUUAUGUUGAAUACUAUUAAUAACUGUGUAUUCUCCAAGGCCUGAACCAGAAGCUGCAAUUUCAAGUAAAAAGCAAAAAAUUGAUGUAAGUAAAUAUUUGUAUUAUUGUAAGGUAAGAGAGAAAGUUCUCACGAUCUUAAGUCUGAUGAUCGCUUAGGGCGCGAAACUAAAGUAAAAACUUUCUCCUUUAGGUUGGAUUUCCACUGUCGCAUAAUUCUUACAUGCGCACGCACGUACAUUUUACGUGCACAAAUAAAACAGAGACAAUGUAAAAAGUGUCGCGUGUAAACGUAAAAGUUGAGGGACGUCAACUUUAACGUUUACGCACGGCCUUUCAUACACUGCCUCUGUUUUAUUUACGCGUGUAAAAUUUACGUGCGUAUGCACGUGAAAUUAUGCGGCAGUAGAAAUUCACUAUUACUGUUUUGUGUAGCUCUGCAUAUCGAUGCAUGGAGCGAUCCCAGGAAAAGUUUAAAAUAAUAAUAAAUUAAUAAUAAGAAGAAUAAUAACAAUAAUAAUGACAAAAAUGACGGUGAUGAUGAUGACGAUGAACAAUAUGAUAACGUGGGGAAGAAAAUAUGUAAUUAACAACAGUCAUGUAUACUAUGUAUACCGGGUGAAACUCUCCUUCUCGUCUUUUCAGGCAGGUUUUCAUGUAUUUUUUUACCUUUUCUCUAUAGACUGAAGAAAUAGAGACAAUGUCUGCAUCUGAUGCCGUUGAAAUGACAGCUCAGGACAUAAUCCCCAGGUUAAAUAAAGAAACUGUAACAGAUCUAGUUCUGGUCAGCAUGUUAGCUCUGCCCGACAGCAUCCCGUCCCAUUUCCACGACACCUACACACCCAUAGCGGCAGCUGGCGGUCAAGCCCAAGUGGUACAUCUCGCACGACUUUUGGCCACUCAGAUGAAUGCUGCUAAAGUCGGGAAGGGUUACGAGAGAAUGGAAGCCCUGAGAAAGGUACUGUUGAAAUAACAAUGGGUUUCGGUUUAAAAAAAAGAUCGGCCAUUUUAAGGCUGCGUGUGAGACUGGGUCAGUGUUGCCUCGAAUUGCAUUGUGGGAGUUGCCCUAAACCUCUGUUUCAAAGCGAGGCUAAGUGCUAGGCCAUUGCUAUGAAAAUGAUUUUUUACUCUCGUCCAAAUAAAACUCAGCAUUUUCACAAGAAAAGUUUUGCACUUAGCCUCGUAUUGAAAGCAAGGUAUUUUGGAACUCGGAAAUGAUCUAUUUGAAGUAUCCGACCCAGAUGCAGAACGUUAGACUUGCUGUCACAUGCCUUGUUUUAACCAUAAGAUUACGCGAAAAAUGAUUUGGUAGGCUAAGUUAUUGAUUAGGUGCGUAAGAAGCGAUGUAGCGAAACAUAACGCCGAGUUUCUCAGUUCCUUUUCGUUAAACUAGUUCACGAUUUCUUAGUUUCGAUUAUCUUGUACGCUUCACUGGAGCCAUAGUAUCUAGGAAAUGAAUAACAAACAUUUGAAAAGUACUGCUGAGAACUUUUUUUUAUUUGGUAACACCAUAGGGUUUUAUCCACAGACUUCAAGUAAAACAGUACCAUAUGAAAGUACUGCUGAAGAGGUAUCACUCAAAUGGUAACACCAUAGGAUUUUAUCCACAGACUCAGAAGUUAGAACUACAUACUAACUGAAUAGCACCAUGUGAAAGUACUGCUGAAGAAGUUUCAUUUGAAUGGUCGCGCUUCACACUGCUCUUCUAACAAACACGUAUCUCGAUAACCGAUCGUUAAGAAGUUAAUUUAUUUAAAAAGAAGCAUGUGUAUUUCUAUUGUUUUAGGCUCAAAAUGACCCCAGCAUGAAAGAAUCAGAGAUCAUGUCCAUUCCUGUGAUUGGCGGUGGUUCUUCAUGGGGAAAUAAUGGAGCCGGUAACGAAGAAAACUCGAUGGUGAGUCAGGAUUUGUCGUCACAGCUUAUUAGAGUUCUCCCGACAGUGCAUUUUACUAGGCAAUUGAUUUUUUACGAGUUACCGGCAUGUGAAUGGAGACGCGAUUAAGUGUUUGUAAGCGUAUCGGACUCCUGUUAUGAAAAUUUGGGGUUUGACGGGUAGCCUUAACUAGGCUGACACUAAUCUAGAAUUUAGAACCCUGGAAAAUUCGAAUCUCCUACUCCUUUGCUCUUUGUGUUUUGGGAGAGGUGCUGCGUGAUGACACAAAAAAAUGCCGGCUAGAAAGCUCUAGACCGUUCACGACCCGCUAUUUUUUUUUCCAUGAACGCCCAAUCUGGACGUGUGUGCCAAAGCGGCGCGCCAUGGGUGGGGUACGAAAAGCGAAAAAAAAACUCACCCUCUACCCCUAGCCCCUCAUGGAUCAACGCUUUUUCCAUUUGGCGCAGAGAAAAUGAAAAGACUUCAGCACUUUACGUCAACUCGAAUUUAUAACUUUUCUUACAGGAUUCCUGUGAAACACUUCGAAGUUUCUUGUUUUAAUACCUCCUCUUGAAAUAUUCCUGGAAUUUCGUCAUAAUAUCUGACGACUAGGGUGUCAGUUUUGGUAGAGUAAUAGAGGCUGUUCAGGGCCUGUUUACAUGGAGUUGGGGGACCACAGGUAGGUGAGGUAACAUUUGGCGGGUUACCCCACCUAUCAUGUAGACGUGAUCAUAUUAAAAUGAGAGAUUAUAUGGACAGGCGGGUUACCUCACCUACCUGGGGUCCCCCACAUCCACGUAAACAGGCCCUCAGUCUUCUUAUUGGGAAAUCUACCCUCUUGCGUAUAUCAUUAAAAUGCUCGAUUUGCCUUAGUCUUUGUAUCCUGGAAACCUCUUGGAGUUUCAUUUGUCUUAGACUAAUUAGUCUAACUUUGUUCCACAUUGUCUCUCUUUACCCAGGAAAGAGUUUUUGUUGGAGGGGGAGAGUUUUUCUCUGACACCCUCCCUGGGAGUUAGUGCCACGAGCUAUUUAUGUCCUUACCCCAGGGGGCUUAGUUUGUCGAUUUAAAGGAUAAUUAAAUUAGUUGCAUCUUUCCCCCUUUUUUUCUUUAGUUUAUGUAUGGUCAGGCUAAACCUGAUGAGGAUUCAGCACUUAAGAGAAUGCUAGGUAUGUUAGAUUUAAUCAAGGCUACAAUGAUCGGCCAGCUAGCGCUUAGUAGGCUCGAUUACAAGCCGCUGUUUGGAAAAAGGGACCCGCGUUCAUCCCCCUUUAUCUUCGGGAAGGAUUAGACUGACUUAACGCUGAAGAGCGGCGGAAAGAGAGCCUAUGGUUAUUUUGAGUCAAUUUUUGUUAGUUCAACGUCUGAAGGAAGAAACGUUAUUCGCACUUUGUGCCAUUGUUAGUUUGUUAUUGCCUAUUAAGAGCACUCCACCUGCUCAUGAUUUUUGAUCCCUUGUCUUUCUUGGAAUUAAAUAAGCGCCGUUACUUUUUACGUAUUGUUAAGAAACAAGUGUCCGUCUAAGGCCUGGUUUUUACUCGCGCAUAAACGUAAGCGUAAGCAUAAAGCACGAGCACACGUGUAAGCAAGUGAAAACACCGGUGACAGUGCUUAUGCUUGUGCUUGUGAAAACCAGGCUUAAGGCGUUGCAUGGCUGCCUGCCGAGGAAAGUGGACGUGCACUUAGCUUCUCUAGCUUUAAGUUUACAGGCAGUGCACUCAAAUAAUUUGAAACCGAUAUUAUAAACAGAACUAGGUUUGAUAGCCCUAACUGACAGGAGGCAAUCAGCUGGCUAGUCGCAAGCGUAUCCAAGUAUGUUAAUUCGGUACAAGUUGUACGACCGACAAACAAAUAUAAGCGGUGGUCAGAGCUGAACUCGAACCCAGCAACGCCGGAUUGCGAGUCGGUCACGCUACCUCUUAUUUAUCUUAUUAUUAUGAUUUACUGUUUCUCGCAGGCGGUCAUUUCGAUGCAACCAAAGAAAAAAGACCUCUGGACACAAAAAAGGUAUCAGCCUUUGUAUACAGCACACAUGAGAGGAUAAUGUGCAAGAAGUUUUUUUCCCUUUCAAAGAAAUUCCUGUUGUUUAUUUGUAUGUCGGUGAGCUGGGUCGGGAGCGAGAGGUCAGAAUGUCAAAUCUUGUCCACUUGGCUAUUGCAGACAAAUCGCAGGUUUUUUCGGUAGAAAUGGUCGACUGUCGGCGAUCAUAAUGUUUUGUAAUUAACUUUCUUUGACAACUUCUGUUGUUUACUAUGGGCUUAACAUCUUAAUUUAUUUUUACGUAUAAUCAAUCAAUAGUCAUGGUUACUAGCCGACAAGCACGCUUUGAGAUGGGGAAAUGUUGUGGAAGAGCUCUUUUCUCCCCUACCCAAGCCCCUGAGCCCUGACCUUUCUCUCGGUAAAUCAUUUCGAUUGGCCGGAAUUGUAAUGUAGCUUUAUUACCAGUAAUUUUUUUUUUGUUUUUUGUUGUUUUUGUUUUUUAACAAAUGUUCAGAUAUAUGCUUUCCAUUUUGUAGACACCGUUUGUUCCGAAAGAGCCUCCAGUCCCACAAUUGGUAGGUAUCACAGUCAAGUCUUUUUAGGUUUCUGGGAAACUGCCCACCUACCCCUCCCCUUAGCCAACAUUUUGCCCUAAGUGAGAAGUAAGUGAUAAUGUUACCUUUGGGGAGGGGUAGGUGGGGAAAUUCCCAGAAACCUAAAUUGAUCCGUCUUUUUAAGCCGUUAAGUCCUAAGAGUGACCAACAUUAAUUUUUUCCCAACAAUAUCAGUGUAUCAUAUAGAGAAAAGGUUUUGAGAAUUAUGAAGUUGAUCGCUAAAGGAAAAAAUGCUUUGAUCUUCUAUCAAACUCUCCCAACUAGUUCUUUAAGAAUUUCUGUUUGGAUAUUUGGACUUGAAGGUUUAAAUUAACCCUAAAGGACACCUCUGUAAGUAAGGCAUCUAAUUUUAGUUCCUGGUUGCCGCUAGUUCAGUUACUUAUUUUAUUUUAAGGGCUGGACUGUAUAAAACACGGGAGCCUCUCUCAGACAUACGCAUCACAUUAAUCAUGGUCCAAGUACAGAUAAGGUCCAAGCAGUCUUAAGUCUGCCCAUUUGAACUUAGUAGAGUUUCAACUCAGUUUUGUAUCACUUACCCUAUAAAUGGGGAGAAAAAUCAUGUUUCUAAUGGCUGGCAUUCUCUAGCCUUCAGAACAGGAGUAAUUUUCCUGCAUUUUUCAAGAGAGCAAAGGCAAGCUCGAAGCGAGUGAGGAGCGCCAGGCGUGUCUCGCGUCUGGUGCUCCUCGCUUGCUUUGCGCUUGCCCUCGCUCCUAUGAAAAAUGCGGGAAAGUUACGCCUGUUCUGAAGGCUAGUAUUCUCCCCCUCUCUUAUUCAAAGAAAAAUCAGUUAAAAUCAAUGAUUCAAUCAUGAUGAUAAAGAAAAGAGGCAAACCUAUUCUCGGAGACUGCUCUGCUGUCGCUCCUUUUCGCUUGUCAAUGGUAACAAUGUUUAACAACCACGAGGACCCAGAUCAGUUGCUCCAGACGAUGGCAUUUUUGUAGUUUUACAAUUAUACGAGAAUUAUCAGAAAUUCGAAACAGGGCAAAAAGGCUCUGCAAGAAAAUCAUUUGUUGUGUGUUGUAUAUUUGUGCUUACAGCGCAUGCGGAAAAUUAAACCGUUCAAGUUAUUCGACGUGACGAGAAUUUUGAAUCCAGCUGAGAGACAGAGAAUGAUGACGUGCGCAGUAAACAGAAUACUUGCUGCUGAAAGUGAGUUAGGGACUGACCAUUGGAAAUAACCGGGGGUGGGGGGAACUAGUCUAAAAAAAAAAUGCUGCAAGCGGUGAUACCUAAAACCAAUAAGUCAUAUGCCCUAGAAAAAAAUUCCUGCAGACAAGCGGGCUUUUAAAAAAAAUUGAUUCACCAAAAAUUUUCCACCCCCCUCCGGUUAUUUCUAAUGGUCCGUCCCUUAGCGAUCUCAAAACAGAUAACUCGGGAUAGUUCUAGUUUUCUCAUCUGUUAUUUACUAGUAAAUCUUAGUGAGAUAAGAAUAUAUUAUACUUUCCUGUUUUAUUAUAGACUAGUAUACACGACCCCUCAAGCAUUUUUACUUCUUUAAUACUGCAUGAUCAUGUGUAAACAAACGAUAUUCAUUCAUUCAUGCUUACACUUUCCUCAAGUUAAGACAAGUAUAUUUAUUGCGCACAUUCAUAGAAAUAAUAUACAUUCCAUUUACGUGGAUCCCAUUUUGAAACACCUGGCCAAACUUUUCAAUUUCUCUCCUUUUGAUGCUCAUUGUAACUCAUUCUUUGUUUGAUUUCAUCCUAUUGGUCGUCUGGGAACAAUUCGUGUGUGGGGAAGAUUACAAAAAUUACUAUGACCUAUGAAGCUACCCAUAAACAUAGUGUUUGUAUUAAUGGUGUGUUUCUUCUUGUUGUUGUUGUUUUAUUUCUAGACAGUGCAGCACGAAGCGGUGUGAUUCAGGUAUUAAACGUGACUGAAGUAAUUGAUUGUUUCAUUUAAGCUCCCUAUCCCAGCACCCGGUAGGAGGGGUGGGUAUUCUAGGGAUGUUUGGGCUGGGUUGUUCCACUAGGAUCCAGCUAGGAUCCUUUCCUUUGCCAGUCCACGUUCAGUUGCAAUUUUGCUCUCUUAUUCUACACUGAACACCAAAAGUCCUCAGUACCCUGUCACAGACUAACCAUAAACGGGGAACUCAAAUUCUUGAUGCCACGAAUCAGUGUACAAUAGUAAUUUAUUCUCACUACAUUCCUAUUACCACAUCACGGUAAACUAAGUUAUGGGAGGAGACCGCGACAACUGUGGCAACAAAGGUAUGCAGCUGGAGGCAAGGGUAGCCGCGUCAACCGGCACCAGGGGAGGAGGGUAGGGCGACAGAAGCUUCCCUCACCGGAAUGGGGGCAAAAGACAACGAUCGAGGUAAAACACGGGAGUUUAAGCAAAGAGACAGCAAUAUGCAAUUCUGUAUGCAGUGAGAAUAAGUCCAUAAAUAAUAGCUUAUUAAUAAAGACCUAAACGGUUGGAGUGAGGGGGGGAGGGGUUGCGGUUCGUCAUCAUUUCAAUUCCCAAGUUCGUUUAGUUAAACACGAUCUUAGUCUUAAUCGUUUAUUUUCACGUUAUUUUAAAUAUUCUGAAUUGAUUUUCAUUAUUUCUAGGAACGGAUCAACGUUGUCGUUAGCCUAGUAACACAACUUGGAGGUGAAAUAAAAACAGGUACAAUCAUUACCCCCUCAAGGCCAAGUAUAUUCUCUUGACCCUCCUCCCUAUUCUUCUUGUGGUAAUAACCCCGGGAAUUGAAGGACAGCGAAAAAAAACUAAAUAUUUAGCCAGAGAAAGGCAAGAUUUCCUCGUCAAAUGUGAAUUUAGCUGGGCUGUCAGUCAAUGAUGAGGAUAACUUUCAAUUUCAAAAGGGGAAGUGGACGGAUAAGUUUUAGACGGGAAAUGAAAUCGUUAUUGACCGAAUUCAUUUGAGACAAAUUUUAGGUGUGUUUGACUCUGCGCCGGACAAGGUUGAAGAGACGAGAGGCACUCUACAUCUUGACAUAGAACCAGCCUCAUUGGAGUCGAGACAGGGGUCGUUUCCAGCUCAAGUGGGACAGUCUUCCGCUUUCACUUGUGCCUAAGACACGAGACAGUAGAAGGUUUAAACGUCGAUCAGCGUCCCUGUGAUCGACUCCCAAUUUAAGACCAAAGUUAAACCUUUUUAGCAAUGUCAAGUGUAAGAUUAAAUGAAUUUGUCUCGUUUUAUCACACAACAGUCCUUCAAGAGUUCAUCCAAGAAGAUAUCCGGGCUCGUUACGAUCUUCUGAUGGCCUGGCUCUAUCAGGAAUACAGUGCCUAUCAAGUCGACGCCAUGGAGGAUGACAGUGAAUCAAGUCAGUCAUACAGUGACUGUCUGCUCAAUCUCAUGGAUGGAUUAUAUUCCAAGUUAGACCCAAAAGACAAGUAGGUUUGGUUGUAUUAGGCGUACCGUUUUCCAAAUUACGAUCAGACAAACCUCCUAAAUUUUGCUGAAGUCAGUCAGUCGUACAGUGACUAUCUGUUUAGUCUCAUGGAUGGAUUAUAUUCCAAGUUAGACCCAAAAGACAAGUGAGAGUUCUUUAUCCAGUCUGGUUGUAUUAAGCCCUUGGCAUUCCGAACAACGACCAGAGAAACCUCCCUAAUUUUGACCAAAAACGGGCGCAAAGGUCUCCAUAUUGUUUGAAGAUUUAUAUUACCAAAAUAGUGAUUGCAUGAUGAUGAAGUUUGGCGUCAUUAAGGCUUAAAAAUGCUGUCCAUAAUUAAGUGCGGUUCUAAAAACAUGACCAUUUUCCCGUCAUCUGAGCCCAGAAGGCACUUGUCUCUAUCGCUCAAUCACACCUUGUUUGCUCCCCAACAUUUUGUCUAACCUUUGUUUUUCAAGUGCAUUUUGGGAUAUUUGCAAGUGGUGAAUGGCCCUUAUGCAUGAUUACGUCAGACGUGCCAAUUUCACCACGAAGCCCCCGUCGUUUGUAAGCAAAAUUCGUCGCAUUUGCACUCUUUGUGCGAGGGUAUUCUUUUCAACCCUACUACCUUGUCAAUUCAUUGAUGUAAAACUUCACAGCUUUACAAUUUCAACAGUAGGCGUGGCAAUGAAAUUUUUCGGUUUGGCGUAAGUUUGUAUAAGGGCCAUUGAUGUAGCGCGAGUUGUCGCUCAUGUUUUUUUUUUUUUUACUGUUUGGCUCUGUUACAGGUUGUUUACACGCAUCCUGUUGGAUAUUCCUUCACUUACAGACGGUGCAGUGAUGGCUGUCAGAAUGUACUGCGAGGACUUGGUUAGUAAUGAAACACGCAGGCAUUAUUCUUGAAAUCGUCCUCUCCGAUUCGUUUAAUUCAUGCACUCAUCGUUGUUUCUCUAGGAACGUCUUCAAGUUGGAUUUUCCACCAUAAGAGAAUUGAUCUUAAAGCGGCCCGCGACCCAACUGCAGCUGCUGGAGACUUUGUUGGAACUGACCACAAAUGAGAAGGAACAAGUCCGAGUUCAGGCCAUUCACUCUGCCAAAAAGCUUCACAUAAGACCCGAACUAGCGGAACAUAUCGAGGUGAGUGUUUGUCUAUGGCUAUUCUAAACAACACUUAAGGAAAAGACUGUCUAUUCCUCCUCCUAGUCCCCAGUUCCCAUUUUCUUACCUUUCAUUAUACUAUGAACAUUUUUUUAUAUUUAGAGACCUUUCGAUUCGAGAACUAGAACACAACUACAAGGACAAGAUUUGCGUCUUCUAAAAAAAAAUAGACACCACGAAUACUUCAUUGCACUUUUUUCACCAGAAAACAGGGAUCUUACGAAACUACGACGGAGACGGUGACGACAAAAGUCAAUAGGUUUAGUUAGCAAAACAACUACUUUACACGUGCAUCACGCAUUUUUUACAUUUCUUUGCCGUCCCUGCACGACUGCGACGUGAAAUGACUUAAUUUUAAGGUUUUUUGAGGACGGGAAUGGCAAGGCGAUAAAUUCGACCGUCCCUGUCUGAACUCAGGCGCAACUCCCUCUCUUCAGCUCCAACUAAACCUUUUUAAUUUCAGAACUAUGCUCUGGGCUCAUUACAACAGCUGCUUGCUGAUCAUCCGCCCGCCCCUCCUGGACAAGAUCCCGAUGAAGGUAAAAUUUUUUAAUGUUAUCUGAUUGCUCGUACAGUAUGCGUCAACGGCAACUAAAAAGAACCUCCAUUAGCGUAUUCUUUAACUGCUUUGUUUGUUUGUUUGCUUUUCCUGCAGAGGUCGCUCCAGGCGAGUGGACGGAUGACACCAUUAAACUUUGUCUUUAUUUGUACCUUGCCCUUCUUCCACAGAAUCAUAAGUUAUUUCAUGAGUAAGUCCGACGAUCAAUUGUCAAGUUAAUCUUCUCUCAAAACUACAAUAGUGCGUUGCCGCUUUAACAUUCUUCUUAUUUGUCUGUCUACUUCCCUUUUACUCUCCAGACUCGCUCAAGUUUACACAGCCUCCUCGCAGAUCAUAAAAAGAAUUAUCCUAAGACAUCUAGAACAUCCCGUAAGUACUCUCAUUCCGUUGAGUUUGUUUCGUAUUGUCAACCCUGGACUUUUCAGCAUAAAGUCAACUCUGUCUAAGACGGAAACCGCUGGAACAAGCAAUAGCUGUCCGUCUUAGGGAGGUGUCCGCUUUAACCCUUUAAAUAACCAGCAUCAACUUUCUCUUAAAAAUAUUAGAAAGCUUUAGAUUCUGAGACGAGGAAGACUGCGAGUAGGAGAUUUUCUCAAUACUAAGUAGUGCACGCGCGUGAACCAGCGUCAUUUUGGCGGGAAAACGUGAUAGCCGUCGUCAUUCAACUACGAGGUUAUCAAAUUUUAACCAUUUUGCGACCAGGGGCCGGUUGCUCGAAGCCUGGAUAGCGCUAACCGUUGGUUAAGAGGUAUCAAAAUGUAUAGGUUUCCAUGGUAUUUAACGCUGGUUAGCACUAACCAUGCUUCGAGCAACCCGGGCCAGGAAAGGGCUUAACCUUUUCCAAUAAACAUAACCUCCCUCUUUGCAAAAUAGAGAGUUUUAGAUCCGAGUUUACCGCGAACCUCUAACCGCAGUUUGCGGUUACCCGUUUGCGGUUCGACGUUCAAACAUAAUUCGAUUUAGAUUGGCGGUGGAUUAGAUUACGGCCGCCAUUUUGAAUCAGCAGCCAUGAAUGGCACUUGUUUUCAAGAUCCAAUAGGAUUUAUUAAAUUUAGCAUUUCGCCCGAAUUUGUGCCUCUGGUUAAUGGAUAAAGACUUGCUCCACAAGAUGGUUUGUAUCAUUACGUGGGAUAAAACAAGAAUUAUACGCUAAAAGCUUUCAGGUGAAUGACAUACGUGAAAACCUACCUCCCCACGUUGAAAACGCACGUCGCAAACCUCAAACGUGACGCGAAAGACUUGUCACCUGACCUCCAGCGGUUAGAGGUUCGCAGGAAACUCGAAUCUAAAACUGUCUAAUGAAGCUUUCCGGGUUGAAUAUUUUUCGAGAAUACGCGAAAAUACUUAAAGUUAAAUCUCGUACUCGUACUCGUCCUUGUUCUUAAUUCUAAAGCUCUCUUUUAAAAAAUCAAGACACAAGGCAAUGAGAAUUUAUAAAAUAAUCACCUAUGGUAAAUGCUUUGAUUUUUAAGCAAAUAUUUCUCAAAAAAUUCUUUAAGGAAUUGUAUGGAUAUCAGUGUAGAGAAUUUGUAUGUGUGGAUACUGGGGCUUAAUAGAGUCAAGGAAAGUGACUGAAGAAAGGUAGAGACCAACCAUAGCUCUGCGUUAUGAGAGCUGACUGUAUUACUAUAUUUUUCGUUGACGCUUUUUCGUUUACUGUGUCCUUAGGUGCGUGCGAUUGGUAUGGCUUCUCCUGAACUCCUACAGUUGGUUGAGAACUGUCCAACAGGAGCUGAAACACUUAUAGCCAGGAUUCUCAAUAUUAUAACUGACAAAGGUAACGAAAUGUUUGGCUUUAAUUUAAGCUCACAAUAUCCUCAAAUAAGAGGAACGUAUUUGUUAGAUAUACUUCCUUGAUCAAGAAACCUACUUUUAAUGGUCACCGAUAGAAAGCCGUCGCGCAGUUAAAUACUCUUCAGCUCAGUCUGACAUUGCGCCAGAAUUACAACUCUCAAACUUUUGAUACAGUGAGUAACUUUUUUGCAUCAAUUUUCUCUUCCAGCGGUACCCACUGCAGAGCUUGUAAAGCGAGUCAAAGAACUUUAUCACAAGCGCGUAUCUGACGUAAGAUUCUUGAUUCCUGUGUUAACUGGCCUGAAGAAGCAGGAAAUUAUCGCCGUGCUGCCUAAACUGAUCAAACAGUCGCCCAGUGUUGUUAAGGAAGUUUUCAACCGAUUGCUUGGGUGUUUUCACAGUAAGUGAUCGGAAAGUAGCCAUCAUUUAAGCCCACUAGACCUGACCAAACAAAUAGUACUAGGUAACGUUGAAUGCGCCAUGGGGUUUCGUCUAUAGAUUCAAGAAGUAAGAUUGCAUGAUGUGAUUGCAGAGUUUUUAUUGGCUCCAGUAGCCGUCAUGUUUAGUGUUCUUUGAUUAUGUCCAACGAAAAAAUUAGAUUCAUAGCUAAACUCAUGGGUGCCUGGAUAUUGGCCUAUGAACGCAGGCGUAUUUCCGUUCGUCGCAUCUCUCCACCCGCAAAAGUAACUUUCUGGAUAUCGGAUAAAACAUUUUUUUUUUCUUGUUUACACUAUCCAAUGACUGCCAACCUCCCCCCUUAGGUGCUUCGUAUUUCCCAUGGAACACGCGCGAAACGCGAGUGACACGUGCGAGUGACUGGUGACGAAGGGCAAUGGACCAUGGGAAGGAGGAAGAAGAGAGACGAAGCGACUUCUCGUCCGUUUUCUCGUUCCCGCCUUCCCAAAGACCUUACAUUGUGGUUUCAUGCAAACUUAUCUCUUUUUCCAGGUGACUCAAAGGUAUCCGCAACCAGUCCCCUCAGUCCGUCGGAACUGCUCGUUGCUCUACAUCAGAUCGAGGCCAAGAGCGACAUGAAAUCUGUUAUGAAAGGUACUUUUGUUAGCUGCGGCUGGUUGGAAGCAUCUCGCCUUUGCUAUUAAUACAUAAACCAUUCAAAGGCAUCUGUACUCUACUUGUAAUUCUUAACUACAGUGUUGUUAUUGUGCUUAAUGGUUGAGCACUAGAAAAGAAAAAAUCUUCGCCACUUUCUCUGACUGAACCAGUCGUGACUCCCUCCAGAAAACUAAACCCAGACUUUUUCCCUUUUAAAGAAUUCAAAACAGCUUUUGUCGGGAAUCCAGCCCCAGCUUGUUGGGAUUGAAUACUUACUCAGCAGCUCUAGGGUAGGCUGAGCAGCAGCGCAUGCGCCUGGGCAUAUACCGAACCGUUCCAGAAACAUUUAUAUUCAUUACUUCUGAUUGUCCCUAAUAGUAAGUCCCCCUGUGCCGUCUCGUUUUUGUAGUAAACUUUGCCUGCUAUAAUUUCGCCUGUUACUAUUCCCUCCUUAUCAGCGUUUCCUCAGUCUCAGAAGGCGAUUUAUACCGUAAAGCCAAUUACUAUUUUUUGUCCACACGCAGCUAGCAGCUUGUGUUUUGCGGAGAAGACUAUUUACACUCAAGAAGUGUUGGCAGUGGUUUUACAACAACUGAUGGAAAUGAAUCCUCUCCCAACCCUGUUCAUGAGGACGGUAAUUAUUUCUUUGCCAGUAUGGUCUGAUUAGUAUACAUACCUUCAUAUACACCUAAUUCAAAAAAGGUUGCUUUGGAAAUUCGCCACUGUAGAAACCAGAAGGGAACUGGGCCGAGUUAACUUUCGCAAAGACUUUUGGGAUCUUUAGUGGGGACGGGAAAAGAAAGUGGCCAAUAGCUGACCAGCGCGUCCCCAGUAACGAUCCCAGAAGCCUUUGCGAAAGCUAACUCAGCCCAGUUUCCUUCUCGUUUUUAAAAUGGCGAAUUCGCCACUGUAGAAACGGGAAGGAAACUGGGCCGAGUUAAUUUUCGCAAAGGCUUCUGGGACAGGAGAAAAAAAUUGACCAAUAGCUGACCAGCACGUCCCUAGUAACAAUCCCAGAAACAACUGCGCUGUUCUAGUCCCCUUCUCGAUUUUGAAGUGGCGAAUCAAUUGAUUAUUGGCGAUUGGGUGUUUAGUUACACAAAACUCACUGCAAUGAGUUGCUUGAGUGACCACCAAACAAUAGCUUGCCAGUGAGCAAUUCCCAAUGCCCGAUGUAACCUUAUUUAAAUCAGCUAAUAACAUGGACCUUCUAGGAAAGCUUUCGAUAAAAUGACCAGAAUCCACGUGAGAAUUUAUUGAUAAAUCACCUCUCUUUUUUUUGCUUCUUUGCAGGUGAUCCAAUCUCUCAGCAUAUGUCCUCGAUUAGUUGGUUUCGUUAUGAACAUACUCGCUAAACUGAUCACCAAACAGGUAAAAGUUGUACCGUUGAUAACUUUCCGAUAUAUGACCUUGGUUUUUUGAAAGCUUUGCUUUUCUAGUAGCCAGUACUGAUAAAGCUGAGUUAGAGACCGUUGAUUUAAUAAGGAGUUUAAGCAAAGAAGUUUCUCAGCGACGUUCAACUGGAAGCGGGUUUUUUGCACAACUUCGGCGGUGGUUUCGCUUACAUUUCUGGGCAAGUCGUCCCAAAGACACUAAGCAUUACGAAUUUGGCAGUUUCAAGAUAUAUUAAAGGGGAAAACCCCUCACGUCCGGUCGAUGUGCGUUACUCAAAAACGCCUUUGCUCAAACUCCCUAGUGUCUGUGAUCGCCUUUCAUUCUUGUCUCUUCAUUAUGCAGGUCUGGAAACAACCGAAAGUCUGGCAAGGAUUUGUCAAAUGUUGCCAGGUAAUAGCAGUCAUCCUUCUUGAUAUCCUAAACUAGACUCCGUCCCCUUUUAUAUUGGCCAUUUUCAGGCUUAAAGUGAGACUACAAUAGGUCUUCGUGUCGAACUGUACUAUGGGACUGUCUUGGGGACGCUAUCGCUUUUUUACUGGCUCUUAUAAGGAUGCGCAGGAGAAAGGGUUAAAAUGGGCCCCUUGGAGCUAAACGGUCACGCGGGACAAAAACACGACGGGCAGCGUGAGAUGCCGUUGGGGAGGAAAAACAAAGAGAUUAACAAUUUCCUUUUUGCUCAGCGACCCACUUCGUCGUUUGCCGACCAGAAAGAUGUUUUUGUACCGUGUGACUGUUUAGCUUCAAAGGGCCCAUUCCUCCCUCAAAACACUCGUAUAGUAUGGUGCUUUUCAAGAUAACACAACACCCACUCCGUCUCAAACGCAACCUCAAAUUGACCAAGCAACAACAACAACAACAAAAUGUAUUGAUAAACCUGUAAUAUUACAGAAGCAUUGCCCGCAGCUAGCAAGGCUAUUCGAGGCGGGACAAUGCGUACAAAAUAUGAAAUUAAGCCUAAGGCUAACUAAGGAAAGUUUACAGUUUACAAAUAAAUGAAAUUAAAAUCGUAAUAUGGAUGAGGACUAGAUAACACAAUAAAGAAAAAAGAAUUAAACAAAUGAAUUGUAAAAUAAGAAACUAUUAAGCAAGAAUUUAUUUUUUGACAUUUUGGUUAAUCUUAUCAUUUUAAUUAAGUUGGGCAUAUCAAUAUGGUCAUCAUCUGAAUAAGGUACCACUGAGAAGGUGUAAUGAUCGUUAUGUCACUCAUAAUCUUUAGACAAAGUAAAAUAACUAACUCCUUGGCGAGUUUCGAACCCAUGACAUCCCAUCAACACCGGGUGGGGUGGUGCUCCAUCUACUGAGCUACGGAAGAGGUUCAUGGAGAGCAGUGCCUCUGGGCUUCAUAUGUGACUCGCUUCUUGUGUUCUAUUAAAACAGCUUUGUCAAACGCUUCCUGUGCAACGUUUAAAAAAUUCUUCUUUGUUGUGAACCGUAUGUUAAGAUGUGUGGAGGCAUGUGUGGCCGAGUGAUUAAGACCUCAAACUCCGGAUCUGGAGGUCCGGGGUUCGAGCCUCGCCCGUCGCGUUGUUCCCUUAGACAAGAAACUUUACUAUACUUUGUCCCUCUUCACCCAGGUGUAUAAAUGGGUACCGGCGACAUACUGCUGGGGGGUAACCCUGUGGUGGACUAGCAUCCCAUCCAGGGGCUAGUAGCAAUACUCCUAGGUGCUUCAUGCUAAUAAAACCGGGAUAAGCUCCGGCCGUUUGGGCCUUUGGCUCGUGUGCGCCCUUACCUUACCUUUACCUUAUGUUAAGAUGUGACCUGCUGACAUGUCAUUUGGUAAUUGUGUUUUGGCAGAUGACGAAACCUCAGUCCUUCUCGGUCCUACUACAGCUGCCUUCUCGACAGUUAGAGAGUGUAUUCGAGGUAAGAACCAAAUAUGAUUUGUCUGGAAAUAUCUUCCAUAAGGUGUUUAGGUUUUUGCGUUGGGUGCAUACUAACUAUACUAUAUAAUGAACUAGUCCUGACCUAUCAAGGCGUUUUAUGUGUAUAUUUAGUUUAUUAACGGUAGCUUUAGUUGCAGUCUAAGUUUCGCCAUGGAUAAGACCUAUUUUCGCAUUUUAGUAAUGAUAUACAGGAAGUAGCCUCCGUUAUCAAAAGCAAAUGUAGUGUUAAGCUUUCUGUAGAUGGAUAUUGUCAAGGCGAUUUAUCCAAGAUUGAUAGUAUUUUAACCAGUAUAAUUUUUUAUUAUUAAUCAGAUCUGUCCUGAGCUCAAGGAGAACUUGGUUGCGCAUGUUCAGUCAUUCACUCCACACCAGGUAUGCUCUUUUUAUAUCGAAUUCCUUUCCAGGGCUUUUCCAUUAUAACUUUGAAAAGCCUUUGCUACGAGUGUUAUAUUUUUGAUAAGAACUGUUCGGAACCUUUGAAGCAAAAAAAUGAAGUAACAGACGUCAACAAGAUACGUUGAAUAUUUCAAGUUUUUACUUUACUUGUUUCGUAUUUCUUUAUACAGUGAUACUCGAAAUAUGAAAUACUCACUGACUAAUCCUAACUAUAACGGUGCCUAGUAUUAAGAAACAGUGGCAGGAUGUGAAAUUAUCUGAUUUUUUUAUUCCUCUUUAUCUUCCUAUCAGCGUGCGCAUAUUCCACGGUCCUUACUGCAGAUCUUGGAGAAGGAUACCAAGAAAGACGAGAAAAAACCUAAACUAGAGAAACUCGACAAAGAACAGAUUGAUCCCGAAGAACAAGAGGACUCGACGAAGGACGACAAAUCCCCGAAGAGGUCACGAUCGCACACGAGGGAGUCGUUGAAAGACAAGAAAAAAUCGCGGCGCUCCCGCUCCCGAUCUCGCUCCAGGUCACCGCGAAGGAAAAAAGAGAAAAGCGCUGGGGAGGAGAGUGCCAGCGAAGGGGAAAUAAACUGAGCGGGACUGCACGUGCAAUAACAUCUGUCUUCAGGUGUUCAAAAGAUGGAUAGUCCUGUCCAGUGGACAACGCAAUUUGUUUCCUAAUACUUAUCUACACUGAAUAACGAUUUGUCCCGUUGAUAGCUUUACCCAAACUUUGAUCCAUCGAGGCUAGUUUUACCAAAGUGAUUUUCUUUGGAUUAACAAACUUUUCAAAGUGACAACAAGGAUUGCUGGUUAUCUAGUCGUAACAUGAACGUACAAUUCGGCCUUUGGUAAGACAAUGGCGCACUGUGGCUUUUAACACCUUAAGUGCGAGAGUAAGCUUUAUAAAGAGGUCAGAUAUACCUUGCUUAACAUGUCAAAUGUAUGUACCUACCGGAAAGCCUUUCUCUGUAUCGAAUAUGAGUCAGAAUCUGACACUAUACCUCAUUGGAGGCUAUUUUCUUUCGCACCUCUAUUUCCCCUUAUCGUACCACAGUCACACAAUUGUACCAUUACCGUCUUGUCGUGUUUCACCAGCGACCAUCAAGGCCUGAGGACGGUGAUGGCAGCGGUACUUUGUCAAAUGUAGGCGAACUCUUCUAGAGUUGCAUUCCCAAGAGCCAUAUCUAAGUUCAGAACGAAAAAGAAAAUUCAGUCGUGGCCUGUUUACGUCAUCCAUGAAAGGUGGCUAAAAAAUGUACAAAAAAGUGUGACGCACGUGCGAAAUUGUUGUUUUUCUAAUCAAUUGCUUCUUGUUGCCGUCGUCUCCGUCGGAUCUUAAGGUCCCUAUUGCGAAGUACAGCGUAUUAGGCUACUGGAGAACUGGUUUUUAGCAGUAGAGAGUAUUUGAAUUAUUUCCUACUGGACUCACUUUAUUGAGGGUGGAAAAACCGGAUGCAUAUUAGCCUAAUUACAGCAGCAAUAGAUUUUUCUAGCAUGUAUGUUUGGUUCUCCUGUUUCAGGCCAUUUGAUGUUACCCUCAGACAACUGUUUCUUUCAAAUUUCGUCCGAUCAACGUCCUUAUGUAAGAAUAAGACAUGAAAUUCCCUCGAGAACGCCACGUGAUCUGAAUUGGGAAAGCAAAAUAUACAACCAAAAAAGGUCUAUACUUAAUUUAGCUUAGUAGCUGAAAUAUUUUUUAAUAUGAAACAAAGAUUGCUCCCAGAGCAAGUUUCAGUACUUGUGUAUAUAGGUGUAUUUCUUUCUAAAUAAAAAGGAAUCAGAAAAUACCUU